AUGAAGCCGACGAUGAACGAGGACGUGACUGAUGUCUCAACAACCACUACCGCCGCCAAGCUCGACAGCCUCACCAAACCACCGAUCCGCGCGCAACCUUCCGCGUUGGGAAAACCUCCCGCACAACCUCCCACCACCCAAAGAACCAAGGUUCCAGCUGGCAGGACUCGGGACGAGGCGAGGCUGUGA
Chaetomium globosum CBS 148.51 is the source of this 189-nucleotide messenger RNA. RefSeq lists its product as uncharacterized. The transcript has 2 exons. The record is from RefSeq and is a predicted model, not a curated record. NCBI's taxonomy places the organism in Eukaryota, Fungi, Ascomycota, Sordariomycetes, Sordariales, Chaetomiaceae. Bases 1 to 189 code for a protein of 62 amino acids.